CAGAUCAUAUGAUUUUUGUGGGCGAGUCGAGUCUGCUGGAGCUGUGUGUGUGCAAUCAGUUCAAUAUUCUACAGCCCUAAUUUAUAAACUUUUGUAGUAUAUUUUGCAUUUUAAUCUUUAAAAAUGGUUGGCUGUACUUUUAAUAUUGAUGGAGGCUACUUGGAAGGACUUUGCAGAGGUUUCAAAUGUGGAAUUCUAAGGCAAACGGAUUAUUUGAACCUUGUGCAGUGUGAAACUUUGGAAGAUUUAAAACUUCACCUUCAAGGAACAGAUUAUGGCAGCUUCUUGGCAAAUGAACCAAGUCCUCUGGCCGUAUCAGUAAUUGAUGACAAAUUGAGGGAAAAGCUUGUGAUUGAAUUUCAACAUAUGCGCAAUCAAGCUGUUGAACCCUUAUCAACAUUUCUAGACUUUAUAACGUAUAGCUACAUGAUCGACAACAUAAUUCUUCUGAUCACGGGUACUCUCCACCAGCGGCCCAUUUCUGAGCUGAUCCCCAAAUGCCAUCCACUCGGCAGCUUUGAGCAGAUGGAGGCCAUCCACGUGGCUGCCACGCCCGCUGAGCUCUACAAUGCUGUUCUUGUCGAUACCCCACUUGCUCCUUUCUUUGUUGACUGCAUCAGUGAGCAAGAUUUAGAUGAGAUGAACAUUGAGAUCAUAAGAAACACUCUUUACAAGGCAUAUUUGGAAGCCUUCUAUGAAUUCUGCAAGAACAUCGGUGGAACAACCGCUGAUGCCAUGUGCGAAAUAAUUGCUUUUGAAGCUGACCGCCGUGCCAUAAUAAUCACGAUCAACUCGUUCGGCACGGAGCUGACAAAGGACGACCGCGCCAAGCUGUACCCGCGCUGCGGCAAGCUGAACCCCGACGGGCUGGCUGCUCUGGCCAGGGCUGACGACUACGAACAAGUCAAGGCUGUCGCUGAGUAUUAUGCUGAGUACAGUGCUUUGUUCGAGGGCGCUGGAAACAAUCCUGGCGAUAAAACGCUGGAGGAUCGAUUCUUUGAGCAGGAGGUGCAGUUGAACGUGAAUGCUUUCCUGCAACAAUUCCACUUCGGUGUGUUCUACUCUUAUCUGAAGCUGAAAGAGCAGGAAUGUCGAAACAUUGUGUGGAUCGCUGAGUGCGUCGCUCAAAAACACAGAGCAAAAAUCGACAACUAUAUUCCAAUUUUCUAAUUGCAUUUACAUUUCCAGAAAUCCUGGAAUAUCUAUCGAAAGUAUCAACAAUAAUUAUUAGGUUUAUUUUUCAAAAUUGCCCAGAAUAAUUGUUCUCCCUCCUUUUGUUUUUUUAAUAGUUAUCUGUUCUCUCUUAUGAAAAUUUUAUUGUAAAUAUCUAUCAUACUGUAUUAUGUGUCUAAAUUCGUAUAAUAUCACUGUUUUUACUGUGUAAGUAGAAUAUAUUUUUAAUUCUCAUCUAUUUGGAAAAUUCUGAAGGGAUCAUUAUUAUUUGAUUUGUUUUUGCGCGAGAUUGAUUUGACGAAGGACCACCAAGAUCAAAAUGAAUCUUUUAAUCAGUUUCCUGGCAGUAUUUUUGAAGCAUGAUAUAUAGAAUGGAUGCUAUUUCUACUAUAUAAACUCUUAUAUCAUCUGGAAAAUGAAAUCCCCAACAUAUCUUCUACAUUCCAUGGCUUCAAUUUAUUCGUGAAUUAUUUUUAAUUUUGCAGUGUUUCUUGUUCCAAAAACUUGGGCUUUUGAGCAAUCCGGUGGACAAAGUAUAAUUUUAUACUGCGAUUGUCUCAAUAACCAUAGUUUAAUUUUGAAUUUCACACAUUUCAUGUAUUUUAUAGUUUUAAUUUUGUCAAUCUUGUUAUUGCAAUUUUUAAACAUUGAUAACUUAGAACAAUUGAAAGAAUAUUGUGUUUUGUGGUGAUCACUGUUCAAUCUGUUAUUGUUAAGAAUUAUUAAAAGUAGAUAGCUAAUAUUCAUCUUGAGGCUUAAAAUAAUGUAGAUUCAUAUAGCUAUUACAUUAUAAUUCACAGUAGUGUAUAUCAUAGUAUUGUAAAUUGAUUGCAUGUACAGUAUGUUUCAGUUGAAUGUAUUAUCAGAUAGAAAAUCAUCGCUCUUGAAUACCAUGUUAUGUACAGUUGAAUAUAUUUAUCAUAAAUCAUGUAAUACGGUGUCUGGUGUAAUUAAAUGUUUGGAAAAAUU
Molecule: messenger RNA, 2142 nt
Organism: Nilaparvata lugens (brown planthopper)
Lineage: Eukaryota; Metazoa; Arthropoda; Insecta; Hemiptera; Delphacidae
Gene: VhaAC39-1
Product: V-type proton ATPase subunit d
Exons: 7
Coding region: 124-1170 (348 amino acids)
Biological process (GO): vacuolar acidification; proton transmembrane transport; vacuolar transport
Cellular component (GO): early endosome; plasma membrane proton-transporting V-type ATPase complex; lysosomal membrane
Molecular function (GO): proton-transporting ATPase activity, rotational mechanism
Source: RefSeq, a predicted model, not a curated record